AUGGGCAAUUACGGCGUCGGACAGAUAUGGGAACACACCAAAUCAAUAUUCGCGAGAAAACGCUAUCAGGGGGUCUCGCAUAUUGGUCAAGGUCAGAAUGAUGACCAAGUGGAGCUUGUCAACGCCCCCAGUCUUCGAUCCCAACCCUCCGCAUUCUCGCUCUCCUCCUCCUUAACCUCCUUCUCGGACUUCGCCCGUCAAUCAACCUUUGCCAGCAAAUCUUCCAUAAAAAAGCGACCCUCCAACGAAGAUGUCACCUUCCUAGAAAUAGGCAGUGGUGCCGCCGGAGACGAACAAUCCUCACACCGCAAAGGAGAUCAAAAAUUAGAAGAUCGGAAAGCACAAUGGAUUGAUGGAGUCUACAUGUGUGCCAAGGCCGGGACCAUUGUAUUCCUCCUAAACCUGAUAUUCAUCGCCGUCGCAGCGGGACUAGCGAGCCGAUUCCCAGAGAAUCCUGCGUUUGGAAGCUCCGCGGUGAUUUACCGGGGUAGUUGCGGGGUGUGUAAGAGAUGGGACACAGCCUUGCAUUUGAUUAUCAACGUUCUCAGUACGUGUAUUCUUGCCGCGAGCAAUUAUUGUAUGCAGACUCUUGUGGCUCCCACGAGGGAGGAAGUUGAUGCUCAUCACGCGGAGUGGAAAUGGCUUGAUAUUGGCAGUGCGAGCGUCAAUAAUCUUUUCGCUAUUGAAAAGUCGAGAUUGGGCCUUUGGCUUGUUUUGUUGUUCACUGCUACGCCUUUUCAUUUGAUGUAUAACUCGAUGGUUUUUGAAUCCUUAUCAACGAAUCAGUUUGGCGUUGUUGUCGGUCCUAAGGAUCUCAACUCGUCAAAUGUGCACGAACUGACGACUCCAGCUCUCGCAGAUCCUACUAUCGCAUCCUCUACUUUCACGUCCCAAAUGCGCUGGCCCACAUUUAUCGAGGAAAUUGCAAACGAGAACUACGACCGCAUCUCUGUGUCGGAGUGUUCGGCCAAGGUCAAGACAACCGCAACAGGAAUCCGAGGAAUCGUUGCGCUUGCAUCAAAUCUAACUGUCAGCUUGGGAGGCGAUUCCGCCAUACUAAUGACUCUUGUCGAUAACACCGACAUCCAGACAUCGGCUACUUACUUCCACGGCGAUAAUUUGGAAGCAAACCUCUAUGCCAAUCAAACUGUCUACAAGGGCUCGAACGCCACCUGUCUCGCUUACAACGAUGUGCGUUCGACGUUUUACGACGAAACAACUGGGGAGGUGAUGCAAAAUUAUUUUGGCACCACCGUCAUGCCUAUUGAGGAGUGUCUCGUUAUCCGGGCCGAGGAACAUUGCCAAUUACUCUAUAGUCCGCCUAUCUGCCUGACCAUUAUGCUUGCCGCAUUUGCGAAAAUCGCGGCCAUGUUUCUAGCAGCACAUAUUGGUCGCUCGCGUUCGCCACCUCUGCUUACUGUUGGUGAUGCCGUGGCAUCUUUCAUGGAAAAGCCCGAUCCUACGACUAAGGGUCUUUGUUGGAUUGCGGGAGCCGAUGUGAGAAGGGGUGGCUGGGCUAAGGUUACCAAGGCUGGUUUCCAGGCUGUUCUGCAGAAUGAACAGAGCGAUCCUAUCGCUUAUAGGCGUCUCAAAAAGAGGAGCUUCUGGGGUAGAGCGGCUAGUGGGUGGCGAUGGCUUGCAACUCUUUUCAUGUGCUUUCUCUGCAUUAUUGUCGGAAGUUUGCUCUUCAGCCUUUCCCUUAGUGCUGGCAUGUACGGCGGCACAAAGUGGAUAAGUGCCAACACAUUCAAGAACUGGUUCAGCUCAGACGUCGACAUGUCUGAUGAUAACAUAAUCGGUGGUAACUCUAUGGGCUUGACCAUGCUAGCCUCCGUGGUCAUCGCCAACACACCGCAGCUGGCAAUCACCAUCAGCUACUACUGCUACAAUGCCGUGCUAACCAGCAUGCUAGCCGCGGGAGAAUACAGCUCGUACGGUGCCAGUUCUAAGGCACUGCGUGUCACUUGGCCCGUCAAGGGCAGCCAACAACGCUCAACUUACUGGCUCAGCAUCCCAUAUAAAUACGGUGUGCCAAUUCUGGUGCUCUACAUGACCCUGCACUGGCUCGUCUCGCAGAGCAUUUUCUACCUCCUUUUGAUCACAUACGAUCCGGCAAAUGAACCCGUCCCAGGACUUGAAAUCAGCUCUCUCGGCUAUUCCUCCAGCCCGAUCUUCCUGUCCAUCAUUGUCGGUUCAAUUAUGGUGCUUGUCCUUAUUGUGCUAGCGUUCCGGAAAUUCAAAUCCACCGUACCCGUCACUGGGUCCACUAGUGUUGCUAUCAGCGCAGCUUGCCACCUCCCCAGGGACGAGGUUGGAGAAACGGCUGUUUUAGGUCUGGUAAAAUGGGGAGAGACUACGAUGUCACCCGACUGGGCGAUGGGGAGUUUUGGGGGUAUAGAUGAUGGGCAAAAGGGUCAUUGCAGCUUUACUUCGUUGGAAACGAAGAAACCUACUUUGAUGAAACUGUACGCUUAA
Messenger RNA from Penicillium waksmanii, 2475 nucleotides. RefSeq lists its product as uncharacterized. The record is from RefSeq and is a predicted model, not a curated record. Bases 1 to 2475 code for a protein of 824 amino acids. The transcript is spliced from 5 exons. NCBI's taxonomy places the organism in Eukaryota, Fungi, Ascomycota, Eurotiomycetes, Eurotiales, Aspergillaceae.